UUUUUUUCUUUAACAGUACACUACCUCUAGUGCGUUUGCACUCCAGCGACCUGAAGCAGAAGCCGGACGUCGCACUCUGCAAAAUGUUGCUGCUACCAAGGCGUCUGCGCUUGGUAAACCCUAUUAAUGUCGCUCCCUUGCUAAACUCUAACCCUAAUUUCGCACCGUCGAUAAACUCGAACCCUAAUAAUUUCAGUGAGGAAGAAGAUGUUUUUAUCCGUGGUCUAAGGACUCAUUCGAAUUCAAAUGCAAAUGCAAUUGUGAAUGCAAAGAACAAAGGGAGGGGAAAGUCAGAAUGGUGGAUUUUGGAUGGGGAAAUGCAAGAGAUUGGGGACGAUGUUCCUCCUAGAGAGAGGUUUGUGAUACCGAGGGACAACCUCCCCAAUAGACGCAGGAAGCAGAUGAGGGAGCAGUUUAUGCGAAGGACCCGCCUCGUCCUUAAAGAAUCUGAGCAUGAGCCUUGGUGCAGAAGAUAUAUGGAACUUUAUCAGGAACUUCGGGAGAACUGGGAAAGGUUAUACUGGGAUGAGGGCUAUUCGAAAAAAAUUGCCCAAGACCAUGCGAACUAUGAAUCUGCUGAAGACGAUGAUCUUGACUUUUCACCAAACAGGAGAAGGCGACCCCAAUCUGAACAGAUGAAGGACCUUGGAUUUGAUGUAGCCAGAUCAAGUGAUGCUUGGGUUAGGUCUGGUCAAAUAAGAGAUAAGUUUGAAUAUGACAGAGAGAAAAGAAUGAGAGACAAAGCUUUUGCUACCAUGAAGAGGGAACCAGACUUCAAUUUCAAUGAGAGCAGUUCUAGAACUCAGCUUUUUGAUGCCCGAAAGUUCUUUCCAGAGGCUAGAAGAGACUGAUCGGCAUUGCACUUUUCUGUAGUACAAAGUUUGGCAUGUUUGCACGUACUUUCUUUCCUCAUUGUUGUAUUAGCUACUCUUUGCCAUGUCUAUUGGCUAUUGUAUAUUAUUAAGUGGGCUGUGAUUUGUAUAAGAGUAAGGAGCACCUCUAAAGAUCAUCAAAAGAUGUAUUAGUGUUGGGAAUUUCAAUCAUGACCUAAAAAUUUACGUUACAUCUAAUUAUGAAAUUUAACUAAAAAACUGGUAUAGAUCAAGCAGAUCUAUAAACAGAUGAAAUUUUUGAGAA
Amborella trichopoda is the source of this 1137-nucleotide messenger RNA. RefSeq lists its product as uncharacterized. NCBI's taxonomy places the organism in Eukaryota, Viridiplantae, Streptophyta, Magnoliopsida, Amborellales, Amborellaceae. The record is from RefSeq and is a predicted model, not a curated record.